UUAUUAAAUCUCAGCUCAUAACCAUUUCGUGUCAGAUUUACCGUGGCAAAUUUUGCCACCCUGCUUACUCUGAUCUGAGUGAAAUAAGGAAGUUUUAUGGCAUUGCCAAAUCCCAAAACCAAAACAAGAGUUUGAGCGACAUCGUCAAGCCAUCAAAUAUCUAACUGUUCACUCUUCGUCUUCUAACUUCUAACACUAACACGCUUUUAACAUGGGCAUAUUGCUUUCCCUCCUCUUCUUCGUUUCUCUCUUUCUCUUUCUCUUCCUUCUAUUCAAAUUCGUCACUGCUGAUGGGGAUUUCACUUUGGUAUCUAAAAAACAUGUAAAGCGUGAAGAGAUUGAAGAUAAGGUUGUUUGGAUUACUGGAGCUAGCCGUGGAAUUGGAGAGAUUCUUGCUAAGCAGCUUGCUAGAUUAGGCGCCAAGCUCAUUCUUUCGGCACGAAAUGAAGCUGAAUUGGAGCGAGUCAAGAGGCAGCUCACUGGUAAACAUGCACCUGAUGAAGUGAAGAUUUUACCAUUGGACCUGACGUCUGCAGAAGAUUCCCUCAAAGCAGUUGUGGAGAAAGCAGAAUCCAUUUUUCCUGGUUCUGGUGUUGAUUAUAUGAUCCAUAAUGCAGCUUUUGAGCGUCCUAAAACGUCAGCUUUGGAUGUCACUGAGGAUAGUGUUAAGGCAACAUUCACUGUAAAUGUUCUGGGGACAAUCUCUCUCACGCGGUUCCUGGUGCCUUUCAUGCUGAAGCGGGGGAAGGGUCAUUUUGUUGUGAUGAGCAGUGCUGCAGGAAAGACACCUGCACCAGGUCAGGCCGUAUACUCCGCUUCUAAAUAUGCUCUAAAUGGAUACUUUCACACCUUGCGCUCCGAGCUCUUCCAGAAAGGAAUUAAGGUGACUGUUGUCUGUCCUGGGCCGAUAGAAACGUCAAAUAAUUCUGGAGUAAAAACUUCAGAAAACAAGGGUUCUCUUGAGAAGCGUGUGUCCUCAGAACGUUGCGCUAAGCUGACUAUUGUUGCUGCCUCCCAUGGUCUAAAGGAAGUUUGGAUAUCAAAUCAGCCUGUGCUUGCUGUUAUGUAUUUGGUGCAGUAUAUGCCUACCAUUGGCUAUUGGCUCAUGGACAAGAUCGGUGGAAAUCGAGUAGAAGCUGCUGCACAGAAGGGGAACACUUAUUCAUUGAGCUUACUGUUUGGGAAAAAGAAGGCAGCAUAGAAAGCUUGUCUACCAUCUAUUAGAUAGUCAACUAACGCAAGCGCUACCGUAAUUUGUGUAAUUCAUGUAUAAACACAAACUAUAUAUGGCCAGGUCCUUUUAUGUAAGAACACAGAAAAAAUUCCAAAAGAGACAGAUGGUUUUGAAGGUGGUAGUUGAUUUGUUGGUGGAGACCAUAAUGUCAUAAUACUGCUCAAUUCAGUCUAGGCCAACUCAUAAGUGUGGUGGCGUUUGGAAGGAUCUACGUCAUUUUUUUUUAAUAUCCCCAUUUGUAUGGUAACUUAUCAACAUGUCGGUUCCUUCUCACGAAGGUGGGUGUGCAAUUCUUAAUCUCCCUUGAAGCGGUUUAGGCUCAAAUCAAGCGUGAGCCUGGGAGUACGCAGUGCCUCUUAGAAAGAAGCAAAUGAGUCACCAUCGGUUAUAGGUCCAAGAACCAAAACAUGACUCCAUGAAGGUCUUUCUACUAGACAAGGUCUGGAGUUAGGGUACAGGAUGGGAAGAGGUUAAGCACCCCAAGCUCGCCCAAUCGUAGUUGGCCUUCAUAUAUUGUUGCUUGAUUCAGACAAGAGGUAGAUUUAUCUUAGAAGUUUAGAAGUGUGCGUUUGCAUCUAGACCUAGAUGUAGUCUACAAGUCAUUUGAGACAAGGUAUAGAAAGCGAUGUAGACAUGUGAGUAUGAAAGCAAAGAGAUAGUCAUGGAAAAGAAACUAAUUCCUGACAAUGAACUCAAAGAAACAAGGCAUGGCAUGGAAAACAACAUGAUAGAACAAGCGUGUGCAUAUGCAUACCCAAUCAUGCAUAUAUGCGGGUAUGCGCAUGUGGGUACCAAAUAGAGUUACGAAUCUUACUCCUAAGUGUAUUUAAGUCUUAUUAGGAAAUAUUAUUAAUUGAAGUGGAAUCUUCAUUAAUUGAUAUGUAUUUUCCCUUUAUUA
Messenger RNA from Quercus lobata, 2132 nucleotides. Its product is annotated as NAD(P)-binding Rossmann-fold superfamily protein. NCBI's taxonomy places the organism in Eukaryota, Viridiplantae, Streptophyta, Magnoliopsida, Fagales, Fagaceae. Gene Ontology annotation, molecular function: oxidoreductase activity. The transcript has 12 exons. Gene Ontology annotation, cellular component: membrane. The record is from RefSeq and is a predicted model, not a curated record. Bases 212 to 1201 code for a protein of 329 amino acids.